AUGCCAAGCGUAGAAUGGCUCCUACUGCCGCCGGUACUCAUGCCGACGGUAGUCCUGAUCAUUUAUCUAGUUUAUAAUUAUUUGCUCUUUCCAAUCCCUCGUUCAAUCGCUCACUUAAGGUUGCUCAACGGUGAGCCCGGGGAAUGGGCGCCACAUCUUCGGGCACUCUACCGGAAUACCUUGGAUCUCAAAAAGACGCUCCGCCUGCACCACACACAACACAAGAAUGAGACGGUCCGUGUCCCCAUCCUAGGGCCAGGCCAAAAUAAAUUGAUCUUGCUGCCCUCUGCCGAAAGAAAAUGGCUCGUAGAUCAGCCCGACUCCGUCGUGAGCAUGCAUGAGCAGACCAUCAAUCAUUUCCAAUGGGACCUGGGCACCAUUUACCCCACUCGAGAUCACAACAAAGUGACGAUCCACAUCAUAGCCACUAAGCUCACCAGGGAGAUCGGCAACCUGAUCCCGGCCCUCUCAAAUGAGCUGGAUCUUGCACUGGCCCAGCAUUGGGGCGACGAAGGCAGCACCGAGUGGAGGGAAGUGGGUGUCUACGACACACUGAGGCCUAUCGUGAGCCAGGCGAUCAAUCGCAUCUUCAUCGGAAAGAGGCAUUGCCGGAAUGGAAAAUUGCUCGACACCGGCUUCUCAUAUGCAAAAGUCAUACCUCUCGAGGCGAACCUGCUCUGGCUGCUUCCGGCCCCGUUGCGGCGCCUCCUAGCGCCUCUGAUGACGUUACCAUCCCGCUGGUGCGAGAGAAAAUGGUUCAAACUGACCAUCGACGAGGUUCACAGAAGACUGGAGGCCAGAGGCCACUCGCAAUACUCCAAGGGAUCGGGAACGAAGGAUUGGAAGCACGAUGGGGAAGAAGAUGAGGCAGACUUGUUGAGCUGGUACAUUGCGCAUGGAGAAUCACAGGGCGACCCGUACCUAUUGGACCCAGAAGUCCUUUCAGCGCGCAUCUUGCUUCUCAACGCCUUCGCACUGCACACCAACGUCUUUGCCAUUGUUCACAUGAUCCUUGACAUCGUUGGUUCCGGCGCUGAACAGGGUUCGAAGAUGGUCGCCCAGCUUCGCCAAGAAAUCAACGAAGUUCGCGCCGCUCACGGCGAAGAACAAGGCUGGAACAAGGGGUCACUGGCUCAGCUCGAGAGGCUGGAUAGCAGCUUCCGGGAAAGCCAGCGCGUUAACACCAUCCUGAGUUUGGGUCCCUUGCGUAUCGUGGGAAAGGACGGUGUCACGACGCCUUCAGGCGUCCAUAUUCCACAGGGCUACCAAGUCGGCAUUCCGGCGUACUCGAUCCACUUUGACACGGACAUCUACGGACCCGACGCGGAAACUUUCAAGCCGUUCCGUUUCUACGACAGAAGAAAGGACGCACGGGGAACUGGUGAUAAUCUGAAGGGAGCGAGGCAGGCGUGGGCCACCACGUCCGCGGACUACUUGUCCUUCGGGGCUGGCCUGAAUAGCUGCCCCGGUCGGUUUUUUGCAUCCGGCAUGUUGAAGGUACUAAUGGCCAACAUCCUGCUAAAGUAUGAGUUUGAGUUCAAAGACAAAAGACCAGAGAAUCUGUGGUUUGGGACCAACCACAUUCCGCCGCUCAAGGAAAAGAUUAGAAUCAGGCGACGGUCAGCGUUGUGA
Messenger RNA from Colletotrichum graminicola M1.001, 1632 nucleotides. RefSeq names its product cytochrome P450. The record is from RefSeq and is a predicted model, not a curated record. Lineage: Eukaryota; Fungi; Ascomycota; Sordariomycetes; Glomerellales; Glomerellaceae. Bases 1 to 1632 code for a protein of 543 amino acids. Gene Ontology annotation, molecular function: iron ion binding; oxidoreductase activity, acting on paired donors, with incorporation or reduction of molecular oxygen; monooxygenase activity. The transcript has a single exon.